GAGGGCGUGUGACGUGACGUCAGUGGCAGCGGCGGAAGGGUCCAGAGUACGGUGUGUGGUGUGUGUUUGGGUCAGUCAUCCUCCGCCAUGGACUCAGCUGUACUGGAGCUUCAGAAGGACCUGGAAGAAGUCAAGCAGCUUUUGGAAAAGGCGACAAGAAAACGAGUACGAGAUGUGCUGUUCGUGGAACAACGCAAACUGGAGACCGAGAUCGCUAACAAAAAGCAACAACAAACAGGAGAGUCCAUGGAAGUUCAGAAGCCAUCUGCCAUUGUCCCUCCCAUGUCCAGCAUGUAUACAGUGAAAAUUAGCAACUAUGGUUGGGAUCAAUCUGACAAGUUUGUUAAAAUCUAUAUUACUUUGAAGGAUGUUCAGAAUAUUCCAGCUGAUAAUGUGCAAGUCCAGUUCACAGAAAGGUCCUUUGAUUUAUUGGUGAAGGAUCUCAAUGGGAAGAAUCAUACCAUGACUAUAAAUAAUCUUCUGAAGCCAAUCGCACCUGAAAACAGUUCCAGAAAAGUGAAGACAGACACUGUACUCCUAAUGUUAAGGAAAAAAUCUGAAAGCAAAUGGGAAUAUUUGACGCAAGUUGAAAAAAUGACAAAAGAGAAAGACAAACCCCCAAUGGACACAGAUGGAGAUCCCAAUGCCGGUCUUAUGAAUGUUUUAAAGAAAAUAUACGAUGACGGAGAUGAUGAGAUGAAGAGGACACUAAACAAAGCCUGGGCGGAAUCUCGGGAAAAACAGAUGAAGGGUGACAUGGAUUUCUGAAGAAAUUCUUCUUGUCCCUUUCGCCUUAAAAGAAAGUUCCAAGCCCAGGGAUUGGCCUUGCUUUAACAAAAGUAGAGUUGAUCUCUACAACGUCCAUUGUUUACAAUCAAAUUGCUUCCCAGCAUGCAACACUAUGCUGUUGAGAAAUGCCUUUCUCAUUGGACUAUCAAAUGCAACAAAAACACUUCCAGCAGUUUGUUCUAGAUUACAUUGACCUGUGUAUUUUUACCAUUUUAGAUCCUCGUUUUAAGACUCGUUGUCUGAAAACUGCAGAGAUGAUGUCAAGAAUUUAUUUUGAAGUAUUUGUAAAUGUCUCAAAUGUUUUGUUUUGUAUAUUAAACUCUGCCAAAUGUUAA
Messenger RNA from Rana temporaria (common frog), 1124 nucleotides. RefSeq names its product calcyclin binding protein (gene CACYBP). The transcript has 6 exons. Lineage: Eukaryota; Metazoa; Chordata; Amphibia; Anura; Ranidae. Gene Ontology annotation, molecular function: ubiquitin protein ligase binding; S100 protein binding; tubulin binding. Gene Ontology annotation, cellular component: nucleus. Gene Ontology annotation, biological process: heart development. Bases 88 to 768 code for a protein of 226 amino acids. The record is from RefSeq and is a predicted model, not a curated record.